AUGGAAGCAAAGCAAGCUGAAGCACCACCAGAACUUCUUAAUGUAGUUAAAUAUUUGAGAUCUACAUCACACCUAAAAAUCCGGCAAGGUAUUUUAAAUGGAAAGAGAGUGGACUAUUUCAAAGGGAAAUCUGCUAUAAAGGCUCUUCAAAAAGAAUCUUAUGGAAAAUUAAAGAACGUUCCAAAAAUUACUAAUGAAGCUGAGGCGUCUCGUGUUCUUAGUGAUGUGAUGACUCAUGCUUUUUACUUACGCGUUGAGCGUUCCGGAAGUGAAAAUGAUGAGGAAAUAGAUGACGACGGAAAGAAAAACAAUUAG
Racocetra fulgida is the source of this 315-nucleotide messenger RNA. NCBI's taxonomy places the organism in Eukaryota, Fungi, Glomeromycota, Glomeromycetes, Diversisporales, Gigasporaceae. The record is from the annotation of a GenBank genome assembly.